Cyclocybe aegerita is the source of this 498-nucleotide messenger RNA. The record is from the annotation of a GenBank genome assembly. NCBI's taxonomy places the organism in Eukaryota, Fungi, Basidiomycota, Agaricomycetes, Agaricales, Hemipholiotaceae.
AUGUCCACCGCCAUUGUUCUCCCAACCCUCACCCAGUGGACAAAGAACCACAUCACAGCGCUCAUCCAAGCAUCCAACAACACCGACCUUACCGCUGCGCUCGACGCGUUCUUUUCCAAGGACGCCACCAUCAUAGUAAACGGCGUUCAAGUUUCACGCCUGGAUUUCGCCAAGCAGGUCAAGAUCGAGAACUUCGACGAGGCUGGCGCCAGCGUUGCGUUCAGUGCUAACGUCGAAGUGCCCAAGGAUCAGGACAAGCCUUUUGAUGCAGGCUCCGUUGGAGUUUUCUACACCGCAAUCAUAAGUCAAGCAAUCCGUAUUCGAGACGUGCCUGUCAGCAGCCAGGUCAUCGCAUCUGUCAACGUGGUAAUCGAACAAGAUCCGAGCAUUCCUCCUCCUCCGCCCUCUCCCAUUCACGGUUUCUUCGACGGAAGGAGGGUCAAGGCGUUGAACCAAGUGAUCUUUCAGGGGCCGGUAACCGACCAGACCUUUUCCUGA